Prorocentrum cordatum is the source of this 1248-nucleotide messenger RNA. NCBI's taxonomy places the organism in Eukaryota, Dinophyceae, Prorocentrales, Prorocentraceae. The record is from the annotation of a GenBank genome assembly.
GCCAAGCCACAGAGAUCCAAGCAGCAGCCUGAGAGUGCGCCAGACUGGGGCCAGCUUCUCACAACGCAGGCCGGAUUCUCAACAGGCACCACGCUACCGUCAGGAAGGCCGCAAAGAGAGCCAAGGGGCGUUCUCUGAAGGGCAACGAGGGUUGUCUCAACUCGCCCUCCUCUGAUCGAGGAAAUAAUCGAGACAUGCCGGCAACUGCUCCCUGUAGCGCGAGCCAUGGCCCAGGAUGACGACGCACGGGGGGCGCCGCGACAGGGAGCUGCUUUGCGCUUGGUCCGCGGCGGCGCGCAGCGGCUCGCCUCGGGCCAGGCGAUAUCCUACAAGCGGUCCAUGGUGUGCUCCUGGAUGAGCGCGGAGACCGCCUUGGCGGCCUCGAUGUGGACCCAGUGCCCCGACUCGACCGAGUGGAGAGACACCUGGCCUCCCCCCUGGUCGGCGGAGCUUGCGGCGGCGGCCUCGAUGGCCGCGAUGCCCGGGGUGCCGCCGGGGGGGGGGGCCGCCAGCACGGAUUGUUGGCAAUAAAAGGACUCCUAACUGUUUAGGGACGGACCUAAGUUAGAAGGGCCCACAAAAAGCCUACGACAGUUGGUCUUGUCUGCCGAUGUACCACACGAAACCUCCCAGAUAUGUUACCCCUACUGCAGAGACGGGGACCUAAGGGAAGCCACGGCUUCACUCUGCUACUAGAGCUCCCCCAGGCCUCAAGCCUCGAUGAACCGAGGUGACCCCAAGCCUUCCGCACAGAUCCCCCACGUCGUGAUUCUUUCGCAACCUCGACCCCCAAAGGUCUGGACCCCUUCCCUGGGACCGGUUCUUCGUCCCGGGUCGUUUCUUGACGGCCCCGAGGCCCGGUAAGGGCCCCCGGAGGCCGCAAUGCGGCCGCGACUUCUUGUUCGCAGCGCGAGGGCGGCGGGGCGCAGAGCUUCCGCCGAGCCUCCGCCGAGCCUCCGCUGGCGGGCCAGCCGCCGCUCUGCCUGCGCCGGCCUCCGCCGCAGCGGUGGGCGGGGACGCGCCCCCCUGCGAGUCCCCGUCCCUGGAGCGCCCCGCGUGGCCUCGGGCCGGCCGCUUCGGCGGCGGCUCCGUCGAGGAAGGGCCGUCCACUGCGCGAUCCCUCGGAGGCGAAGCCCUCUCCAGGGGCGCCCGACUUCGCGGCCUCGCGCGAAGCGCGCAUGACUUCGCGCUCUCGCGCCGCCCCCCCGGGGAGAAGAGGAGGAUGAGGACUCCUCCUCCUCCUCCUCC